UUAUACAAGAAAGGAAUAAUAAGUAAAUGAGCAUAUGACUAAAUUGGUUGGUAUAUUUCGGACAAUAGUCCGGCUGCCCUGAGACUGAGCGACAAUGACUCGUCUGUUUUAGCUUCUUUCUUGUGCUUUUGCCCAGAACACCUUGGCUGGAGGUAUGUAUAGUGGGUGUUGUAAUGUUUUUCAAACCACCUCUUGUGUAGACAGCGUGUAAUUCAGAAAGUUCAAAUUACAGGGGGAGUGCUGAAGAAUAGUGUCGUGUUUCUGUUCACACGGUUAUACCGCAGCUUAGCCAUGCACCGAGUACAAAAGCGACUCUUUUUAAAAAAAGAAAAUCAAUGGGUGCUUCUGUCUUUCACUGUCUAUAGACACUUUUAGCAACCAAGCUUGGUUUACAUGGUACAUACAUAUGCGUUUACAACCGCCUCUGAGAUUUGACUUCGGGGCUUGGACUGAGUGGAGUACAUGCCUGUCUAUUUGUGAUAUCGAUCCUGAGCUUAUAUUUAAAAGUAUGUUUCCUUCGAUGCAGCCUUAAUUGAACUAUAAAGGGAAAAGAAAACAAUAGUACUCUUUCUCAGGAGAUAUUUGCCAACUUAUUAUAUCAACUGUGCAAAGUAGAAUCCGCACAACACUUUACCAAUUAUCACUGAAAUUAAACAGGUUCCUGUCCAAAUACUAAGCCAUAUUUCGACUAACAAGCCAGACUUAAUAAUAAUUUAUGUUUUAAUACUUUACAAAGAAAAAUCAAUUGUGAAUCUUAAGACAAUUGCAUGAACUUACAUUUUAUAGAUUUAAGUUUAAGUCUAUCAGUACGGAAGGAGUCGUGGAAUUUUACUGCAAAUGUAGAACAUCUGUCAACAUUGCAUAGAACUGUUUCCCCUCCCCAAAACAAAGAUUUGUAAGUUGCUCUACCAGUCGAUUCCCUUUUAAGUGAGCUCUUUGCUGAGCUUUCCCACGCUUCCCUCGACCCGCGUGUUUGACGUACGGAGACGUCAUCGUGCCUGCCCACCAAUUGGAAAGUGGAAAGGGCGGGGCGACGGAGCAGCCUGUCAAUCAGAGCAGCCAGACAUUGCAACAUUGAUAUAGCUUAUACCGUGGGAAAGAGCAUUAGACUGGGUUCAGGCUGCCAACAGCGAGCAGGAUUUGUGCUUUCAACUCAAAGACCACGCUUCCAAAUACAAGUCGUUGACAGUUUUCACCCGUGGAAAUGAAGCGCCCUUGCGAAGAGAGUUCUUCAGAGAGUGAUAUUGAUGAAACUAUCGACGUGGGGAGCGAAAAUAACUACGGAAGUCAGGGCAACAGUACAAUCCUAAGAGCUGGCUCCCCGUCUACGACGUCUCAAAUUUUGGCCAGAAAGAAGCGAAGAGGGAUCAUUGAAAAAAGGCGUCGAGAUCGUAUUAACAAUAGUUUGUCGGAGCUUCGUCGACUAGUUCCUACCGCUUUUGAGAAACAGGGUUCAGCCAAGUUAGAGAAAGCGGAAAUACUUCAGAUGACAGUGGACCAUUUAAAGAUGCUGCGGGCGACCGGAGGUAAAGGGUUUCUGGACGCUCACGCCCUGGCCAUGGACUUCAUGAGCAUCGGUUUCCGGGAGUGCCUGGCCGAGGUGGCCCGGUACCUGAGCUCGGUGGAGGGUCUCGAUAGCUCGGACCCGCUGCGGCUCCGCCUGGUCUCCCACCUGAACACUUACGCCUCUCAGCGGGAAGCGGCUGUCAUGACCUCGUCGGUGGCCCAUCACCAUCACCACCACCAUCAACACCAACACCACCACCAGCAGCAGCAGCACCACCACCACCAGCAGAGGGUUCAGCAACACCAGCCGCACUGGACCGCCGCUUUCCACCAGCUGCCCUCCGCCUUGCUGCAACACCACGGCCUCUCCUCCGAGCUGCACCCAGGUACCGCGGUCCCGGCUCCAGGAGCAGGAGGCUCCGCUCUGCUCACCGCCACCCUGGCGGCGGCGGCUGCCGCGGCUCACAGCGAUACGGCGCUGAGAGGAGCCCCGGGCGGAGGCGGCGGCGGCGGCGGGGGGGCGAUGAGUGGCCGCAUGCCUCCGCUCUCCACCUCCCUCCUCUCGCUGUCCGCCACCGUGCACGCCGCUGCCGCCGCCGCUGCCGCCGCCGCUCACAGCUUCCCGCUGUCGUUGGGCAGCUUUCCCGGUCCGGCCACCGUGCUGACCCCGGGCGGGCCAGCUCUCAGUCCGCCGGGGAUCGCCGGGGUCCCGCAGAGCGGCCGCGGAAGCAGCGGGAGUGGCGGCGCGGUCGGGAAACCUUACAGACCCUGGGGCACCGAGAUAGGAGCUUUCUGAACGGAGGGGGGAGGGGAGAAAGACUGACACCAGUUGUAUUCUCCCGGGCCCCGCUCUGCCCAGUCCCACCAUCCUGUUCGCCACCCCCCACCCCACCCAACCCUGCCGGAUGGAAAUGGGGGGUUGGGGGAAUACCCACAGCGGUGCCGGCACUCGCUGCAGGAAAUUGCCAAUGCCAGUCCCCAUCCCCUGCCUCUUCCCUUCAGUUGCAUCGGACUCCUGCUGCCAAACCUGUAUUCCAACUCAAUGCAUUUGACCUAUUUGACAUCUGACAGCUCGAACAGAAACAAACAAAACUUGAUGAAAACAGUAAAGUAAUUGCUUGAAAAAACUUGCUCUCUGCAGGACCUUGGCUGAUAACCCAUUGCAAGAGCCACCAGUACUGUUACCAGCAAGUCGACAGCCAUUUGACUCGGGAGCUUUCUGCUUUUAAAUACC
Molecule: messenger RNA, 2740 nt
Organism: Hemiscyllium ocellatum (epaulette shark)
Lineage: Eukaryota; Metazoa; Chordata; Chondrichthyes; Orectolobiformes; Hemiscylliidae
Gene: hey2
Product: hes-related family bHLH transcription factor with YRPW motif 2
Exons: 5
Coding region: 1205-2302 (365 amino acids)
Biological process (GO): anterior/posterior pattern specification; regulation of neurogenesis; circulatory system development
Cellular component (GO): nucleus
Molecular function (GO): RNA polymerase II cis-regulatory region sequence-specific DNA binding; DNA-binding transcription factor activity, RNA polymerase II-specific; protein dimerization activity
Source: RefSeq, a predicted model, not a curated record